This is a messenger RNA of Clunio marinus, 243 nucleotides long. Lineage: Eukaryota; Metazoa; Arthropoda; Insecta; Diptera; Chironomidae. The record is from the annotation of a GenBank genome assembly.
AUGAAACUCAUGUUAUGUGUCGAUAUGUCAACUACUUUAGCUGCACUGUUGAAAUUUUUUGAAAUUACAGCAUCAAUGAUGACAGUUGAACAUAUCACAUUACUCAAAACUCUUUGUAAGUGGGAAGGGCUCAAGGAUGAGUUGAAUUUUGCUGACAAUCAGCAUAGAUUCGCAACAUCUGAGAAGCAGCAAGCAGUCGACAAAUGGGAUCAGCAUACUCGUAAAAGCGAAGCAAUGAAGUAG